AUGUCGACUACCAUUGAGGACUAUCAACUUGCGGCACUCGCUGCAGGUUUUACGCUCGGCUUUGGGUUUCUGACGGUAUGGGAGGCUGUCAAGCAGACACGGCGGAACCAUAGCCCAUUACGGUCGGCCUAUAUCUACAUGAUAUGGGGAGAGAUUUUAGUCAACUUCAUCAUUGGCGUUAUUGGGUGGUUAUUCCUCAACGGCAAACUUGGGCCUAGUGUACCCGUUCUCUUCGCUAUCCUCUUCUUUUGGGUCUUUGAAAUUCAACUUCUCAUGCAAAUUAUCAUCAACCGCAUCGCCCUCAUCGCCGAACACCGCAGCACAAUCUUUAAGCUCAAAUGGGGCACUGUCCUCAUCAUCACCACCAUCAACAUCGCCGUCUUCUGCAUCUGGAUCCCCUCGCACACCGUGCCCCCCGUCAGCAAAACCUUCGUCACCAUAAACGCCGUGUGGGACAAAAUCUCAAAAGUCAUCAUCCUCGCCGUCGACGCAGGCCUAAAUUACUACUUCCUCCGCACCGUCAAACUGCGCUUAGUACAACGACACGGUCUCACAAAAUAUGCGCCCCUCGUCGGCUUCAACGGCAAACUCAUGGUUUUGUCAAUCGCCAUGGACGCCCUACUGAUCGGUUUGAUGUUCCUCCCCAACCAGGUCGUUUACAUACAAUUUCACCCCGUUGUCUACAUGAUCAAACUCAACAUUGAAAUGUCAAUGGCCUCGCUCGUCGUGCGCCUCGCAAGAGGUAGACCCCAAAACGACAUGGACACCGAACCUUUCCCCAGCCACAGCUAUCCCAACUCGCACUCGCUGUCCGCUACUACACCCAGCCAGAAACGCGAAUCUGUAAUCUUCACUAGCAGUGUCAGUCGUGCGAAACGUCAGUCAACUGGCACGGGGCUCGCCCAGAUUGGGAGCGAGGACCAUUUGGAGAGGGGGAUUCAGCGUAGGAUGGAUAUUUGUGUCAAUGUUGUGCAGCAGGACAAGGAAUUUGCCGAGGCGAGUAAUAUGUGUGUAGGGACGAGCUUGCAGUGUAGUCAUGAGGCGCCAUUGACGCCGGGCGCGUUUGGGGAUGAGAUGCCAUUGCAGAAGCAUGGGUGA
Molecule: messenger RNA, 1098 nt
Organism: Pyrenophora tritici-repentis Pt-1C-BFP
Lineage: Eukaryota; Fungi; Ascomycota; Dothideomycetes; Pleosporales; Pleosporaceae
Product: Frag1 domain containing protein
Source: RefSeq, a predicted model, not a curated record